GCGUGACCCCAGUGGAAUCCGCCCAGCCUUCUACUAUGCCGAUGACGACUUCAUCACGGUUUGCUCGGAAGCGCCACUGAUCCAGACAGUCUUCGGUGUGCAGGAGGACAAGGUGCAUCCACUUCCUCCGGGACAAGCCCUUUGCAUCAAGAGGAGCGGUGCCUGGUCUUUGGAGCAGAUCCUCGUCCCCCUUGCUCUGAAGCAGUGCUCUUUCGAGCGCAUCUACUUCUCACGUGGCAACGAUGCGGGAGUUUAUCGCGAGCGCGAGGAGCUGGGCCGCCUGCUCUUGCCUCCGCUGCUGAAGUUGCUGAAGAGCAGCGGCCUCUCACUGGCGAACACCGUGCUCAGCUUCAUCCCAAACACCUCCGAGUUGGCUUUCCUUGGCCUUGCCAAGCAGGCUCAGGACCACUUGGAUCGCGAGAAAGCUGAGCUGGUCAAGGCAAUGGGCCAAAAUGGCAGCGCCGUGAAAAUAGACGAGGCGAAGCUUCACGAAUUGCUGAGCGCCAAGGUGCGCACAGAGAAGGUGGUGCACAAGGAUGCGAAGAUCCGCACGUUUAUCCAGGAGGAUUCAUCCCGUGAGCACCUCACGAUGCACGCCUACGACAUCCACUACGGCACGGUGCGACGGGGCCAGGAUGCCGUGGUCGCGUUGGACGACUCCAUCGUCCGUGGCAACACCUUGAAGAACGCCAUCCUGAGGACCCUGGACAAGAUGGGACCCACACAGAUCGUUGUUGUGUCGAGCUGCCCUCAGAUUCGAUACCCGGACGUCUACGGCAUCGACAUGGCCAAGUUGGGAGAUUUGGCGGCGUUCAAAGCAGCCAUUGGCCUGCUCAAAGAGAGGGGCAAGGAGCACAUCGUCAACGAGGUCUACCGCCUCUGCCGUGAAGAGCUGAAGGCUCCGCUGAGCUCGGGCACGACUGUGAACCACGUGCAGAAGAUCUACGAGUCCUUCACCCCGGAGGAGAUCUCCCUGCGCAUCGCCCAAGACGUGACGCCCGAUGAUUGCAAGGCCAAGGUCCACAUCCUCUACCAGACCGUGGAGGACCUCCACCGUGCACUGCCACACCACAGCGGUGAUUGGUAUUUUACCGGGGACUACCCGACCCCUGGAGGCGCUCGAGUCUGCUGUCGCGCGUUUGCCCUCUGGAUGGAGGGAAGCAGCCAGCGCUGCUAUGGCAUCAACUCGGCCUUGUCCUUCCUGCGAGCACGCCGCCCGGUGCUUGUGCUAGGCUCUGGUGCCCGGGAGCACGCACUCGCCUGGAAGUUGAGCAAGAGCCCAGAGGUCAGUGUUGUCUUCGUGGGCCCCGGAAAUGGUGGCAUCGGCAACUCAUACGGACAGGCUGAGCCCUUCGACUCUUCGCCGAUGGUCAACGUGGACGUGGCCAUCUCGGCCCCGAAGUUCGAGGAAGUCAUCACCUUCUGCCGUCAGUACGACGUUGGCCUGGUUGUGGUCGGUCCGGAGCAGAUGCUCGCCGAUGGUCUGGCUGACCAGCUGCGUGCCGAGGACAUCCCCGUCUUCGGGCCAAGCAAGGCGGCCGCACAAAUCGAAGCGUCCAAGGCCUUCGCCAAGGACUUCAUGAAGCGCCACAACAUCCCGACGGCCGAGUAUCAGACCUUCUCCGCACAAAAUGGGGGCGUGGAAGCCGCGCUGAAGUACAUCGACUCGGUUCCCUUCGAUGUUGUCGUCAAGGCCAGCGGCCUCGCGGCUGGCAAGGGUGUGGUUGUCCCGGAGACUGCCGAAGAGGCCAAGGCCGCCGUGCGCGAGUGCCUGGAAGCAAAAAAGUUUGGCGACGCAGGCGCCGAGGUUGUCCUGGAAGAGCGGAUGUUUGGGCCCGAGUGUUCCAUUUUGGCGCUUUGCGAUGGCAAGCGGAUUGCGGUGCUGCCGCCCGCCCAGGACCACAAGCGAAUCUUCGAUGGCGACCGCGGCCCCAACACAGGUGGCAUGGGUGCCUUCGCGCCGACUCCGGUUGUCAAGCCCGAGAUGAUGGAGCAGAUCAGGAAAGAGAUCCUCAUGCCAACCAUCGAUGGCCUGCGAGCAGAAGGCAAGCCCUUCAUCGGCUGUCUCUUCGCCGGUCUCAUGAUCACGGCGAACGGUCCGAAGGUCAUUGAGUUCAACUGCCGCUUCGGUGACCCAGAGACUCAGGCUGUCUUGCCUCUGCUGGAGUGUGACCUCUACCACGUUCUCAACUCUUGUGCGCAAGGGGAGCUGGUAAACCCAGACACCGCCAUCGGCGUGUCGGAGGUGCCCGCAAGGGAUGCUCUGCACAAGGGAAGCUUACUUACAUGA
Symbiodinium sp. CCMP2456 is the source of this 2290-nucleotide messenger RNA. The record is from the annotation of a GenBank genome assembly. NCBI's taxonomy places the organism in Eukaryota, Dinophyceae, Suessiales, Symbiodiniaceae.